UCGGUAAAUUUGAGAUCCGUUUUAUGCCAUUAUUUUGCCGUUACAGCCAAUUAUUUGACAUAGUUCUUUCUUUUUGUUCAGUCCCUGAUCGACAAGCAAUGGCUGAUGAGGAGAUUUGCAAUAUACCCCCUUCGAAGAAUUUUUCUUCGAGGGAUAAGACCAAGAUUAUUUCGUCUGUGAUCAAGGUCGUUCCCGAGGAGUAUAUGGAGCAAUUUCCUCCAGCUGCGGAAGCUCAGUUUAGGGAUAUUCAGGCGACCCUCUUGGAUUUGCUGAUCAAGGCCGAAGGCUGCAAGCAUUGGUAUGCCCACGUGAUGCCGGGGUCCUCUCAACCCAAUCCUACAAUAAGGAGGACGAUGCCAAGAUCUAAGAGGCGGCAUCCCUGAGGCAGCGGGCGUCACAAUCUGGAAGAGCUUGUUUCCGCCGCAUAGUGCGAGCUAGCCAAGGUCAAGGGUGAGGCUAAGGAGGCCGAAGCUGAGACAAGGGAGAAGACUCGUCGUGCCUGGGAUGCAUUCAUGGACGAGUUUUCGUUUUCUUAGUUUGAGUGGCGAAUGGAGAAACAGGGCGCUAUCAUCGUGGUUGAGAAAUUGGGCCUUCCUCCUCCCGUCUUCGAGGACUCCGAUGCUGAAAGCGAGGAAGUAAACUAGCCAGUUCAAAUUGGGGAGACGUCCGUUCAGCCUUUGCCUCCGCCUGCCGAUAGUCCUGGUCCAGAUAGUGUUGACGUAUCGGCCUCUGCCAACUCUCCUUCUGUCCGGCCUUGACUCCUUCCUCCCCUCUUAAAAAUGUAUUUUCAACGCCGUGGGCGCUUGUAAUGAACUAUUUUUUAUUUUGCGCUGUUGUGCGCUGGUUGUUUUAAC
Spinacia oleracea (spinach) is the source of this 854-nucleotide messenger RNA. RefSeq lists its product as uncharacterized. NCBI's taxonomy places the organism in Eukaryota, Viridiplantae, Streptophyta, Magnoliopsida, Caryophyllales, Amaranthaceae. The record is from RefSeq and is a predicted model, not a curated record. The coding region runs from base 24 to 383 and encodes 119 amino acids. The transcript has 2 exons.